GAAUGCUGGAGAACACCAAAGGUAUUUCCAUCGGAUAAAAAUGCACGUGACAUUUCAACUAGCAUCAUUCGAGCAAGCUAAAGCGAGUUGCUGUCAACUUCUGAGCGACACUUUUGUGCAGUCUGGGAAGCUGACCUCGAAUAGAAACCAGCGAUCACCAUGCCUUCGCCUCCCAUCGGUAUCGGUUUGAUGCCUUCCAUAUGGUCAGCCCACAGAAACAUCGUAUACAAGGGGUUCAUCUUUAUUCUAACAUAUCUGUGCUAUGCCAGCUACCAUUUGUCCAGAAAGCCAGUCAGUGUUGUGAAGAGUGUACUGCAUCAGAAUUGCUCAUUACUUACUCUAGGAGUUGGGAAUUGGCACAACAUUAGUAACAGCACAAAAGAUGACACUUGGUGUGAUUGGCCUCCCUUUGAUAAAUCAGAUUAUGAUGAGCUCUUGGGAAGCCUUGACUACGGCUUCCUUUUUGCCUAUGCCGUAGGAAUGUUCAUCAGUGGCCAUGUAGCUGAGCGAAUGAACCUGCGACAUUUCCUUACUAUUGGAAUGAUUGGCAGUGGUAUCUUGACAGCCACAUUUGGCUUGGGCUAUUUCUUCAACAUUCAUGUUUUUGCAUUUUAUGUUAUUGUGCAAAUUGUUGCAGGACUGUUUUCUUCCACUGGCUGGCCAAGUGUUGUUGCCUGUAUGGGGAAUUGGUAUGGGAAGAGCAAACGUGGUCUUAUUAUGGGAAUAUGGAACUCUCACACAUCAGUAGGGAAUAUCUUAGGAGCUGUUAUCCCAGCACUGUUUGUUGAGACAGCCUGGGGGUGGUCAUUUGUUGUUCCAGGCAUCAUUAUAGGUUCACUUGGUGUCAUUGUCUUUUUUUUUCUCGUCCCAGCCCCAGAAGAUGUAGGCUGUCCAUCUCCAGAUCACCUAGGAAAGAAUGUGACUUUGGAUGUAGAAGCACCUCAUUCUCAGACGACCAAACCUGAACUACAAGACAAAGCUGGGUCUGUCCAAAUUCUGCCAUCAGCCAGUGAGGAGACGCCACUGAUUACAUCUGGCUCUAAAGACAAACCAGUUACUUUUCUGAGAGCACUUUUCAUUCCGGGGGUGAUUGAGUUUGCCUUGUGCCUGUUUUUUGCCAAGCUUGUCAGCUAUACCUUUCUCUUCUGGCUUCCAUUUUAUAUCAAAAAUGCCACAAGUUACAAGGCAGAAGCUUCAGCUUUGUUAUCCACUCUCUUUGAUGUGGGGGGAAUUGCAGGAGGUAUACUGGCUGGGAUUAUAUCUGAUGUCACAGGAGCCAGAGCUGCCACAUGUACUUUAAUGUUACUGGCUGCUGCACCAAUGAUGUAUGUUUAUAGUGUCUUUGGAAGUUUGACUUUCACGCAUAAUGUAGUGUUGUUACUAGUGUGUGGGCUGUUGGUAAAUGGACCCUAUGCCCUGAUAACCACGGCAGUGUCAGCAGAUCUGGGCACACACAAGAGCCUAUUGGGAAAUGCCAAAGCCCUGGCUACAGUCACUGCAAUCAUUGAUGGAACAGGAUCCAUGGGUGCUGCUUUAGGACCUCUGCUAACUGGGCUCAUUGCUCCUCUCAGCUGGGAAUAUGUCUUCUACAUGCUUAUUGCUGCCGAUGGGAUGGCUUCACUGCUACUUAUUCGCCUAGUUUAUAGAGAUGUCCUCAUGAUGAUUCGUCGUAUUCGAGGACUUCAGUGAAUACAAGACAUGUAUUCAGAAACACAAGAACCUAAAAACUACAAAAGCUACAAAGAAUCCUCAGUGAUAGAUUUUAUGAAACUCUGUGAGAUUAGAGCCUUGAGGAAGUUAGUCUUUAUCUGUCUUCACAUCAAAUUUUAUUUUUGUUGAUUCAUGUAUUAUGUUAGUUUCUGUCCAUUAUAUUAAUUAUCUGUGUACAUUAUCUCAUUUUUUUCUUGUCUCUAUGUCUUUAUGUACAAGUCUUCUCAUGUGAUCAAAACUUUGAGUGUCUAUGUUUUUAUGUAAGUAUAAUACACAUAGGAUCAAAUCUUUUUCCGUCUCUUUGUUUUCAUACAAAUGUUUACAUUGUACAUUAUAUACUCAUGUGAUGAAACUUUUUUCUGUCUCUUUGGUUUAAUGUACGUACAUGUGUAUACUCACGCUGUUCAGCCUUUUUUCUGAUUUGUUUUCAAUUAUCCUGUGACUGUGAUAUACAUAAAGAGUGGGACUGUGACUUCCAAGGCUGACAUUAAAAUGAUUUGCUUACGUAUGGAACUAAGCAUGUGCAGGUUUUGUGGUUGAAAUUAUUAGAGUGCUGUUCAGGUACUAUAGCUUUUUUGUUCUCUCAUUAGUUACUGAUGAUUUGAUGAUGUCUUGUAUUAUUUGCUCCAGUGAGCAAAUUGUGUUACAUUUGACUUUUGUGUUUUUGCUCCCUCUCAUUUUCUAUUUGAUAACUGAAAAAAGUGUUAACCUUUUCAACUGAAACCUGGAACAAAAGGAUGAUGGGAGGGAAGAUACACAUGAUGCCAUGAAAUCAUUCUUUGUUUCCAGGCCUGGUGCUGAUAAAAGCCAGAACAUUCCAGUUUUGCCAGAUAUUGUCACUUUUUGAUGAUGGUGAACAGUGAUAUGUGAGAAGGAUGGUGGUUGGUACUAUGUAUAUCAUACCUCAAUAUCACUCAUAGACAAGGCAUACACGUCAUUUUCUGGAUCAGAUUUGUAGGUGUGGUGCAAAUUACACAAAGUCAUUCCUGAUUUAAGUUAAAAUUUGAAAACAUGAUUUUAGAACCUAUAUCUUGAUGUUAGAAAUUAAACUUUUUGACAACCUUAUAAAUGUUAAGACUGAAGUCUUAAAAUUUUAAAUUACAGUAAGCGGGCAUUGCAGCCACGGGCAUGUUGACAAUAUCCAUUGGGUCUGUUGGAUCUGACAUGGGCUUUGUCUGCAGAAGACAUCAGCUCACUCUGUCAGUCAACAAUAGUUCCCGAGGCAGUCUAGACAUGUCAGGGCUUGCGGUACGCGACCCAAACUUUGUGGCAUCAUUGCCCGGGCUUAAACAAUAGUGAGUCUGUAACAUCAUGGGUUCCAACAGAGGAGUUUCGUACCCCUCCAUCUCUUAGUCCCAGGUGUAACAUGUUCAUGUAAGGCAAGGUUGGGCUGCCAGUCUGGGAUUUAGUUUCCAUUUUAUGUAAUGUAUAAGAUUAUGUAAUGUUUCAAAGGCCUUGAACUUACUGCAAUGGUAGGUGAUGUCCAUGUGAAUACUUGACAGAUCCACGUCAUUGAAGAUGUCAUUUUUUUGAUUGUUCACUUAAGGUGGUAUGGUUUUGUGCUCACUCUGAGCAUCUCAGCUUAUUUAAUGACUGUUUUAAUUGCAUGUAUUGUUUAAACUACGGGAGUAUUUUUGACUUUACAAAAUGCAAGGAUAAUUUUUAUAGUAUCUUUUUUGAUAAAGAUACAGGAAAAAACAUGUCUGUUUCAUCAGUUUUUCAUUUCAAAAUGCAGCCUUUUAUAUUCAACAUUUCAUUCCAAAGAUCCAUGACAGGUGUAUCCAAAUACUUUAAUUGUAUAUUACUGCUGAUAAUCCUUUUUGAUGUUAAAACGUAUUGGUAGAAAUAUAUCUAUAGUUUUUUUAUCUGUAAACUGUUGUUAUAUUGAGUUGUUAUUUGGCGUGUGCUGUAGUAGUAAACUUAGGGCUGGAGCAUGUAGUGGUGGCUUCGAGUAUAUUGUUAUAGUCAUGGCUUGUACACAAGUCGGUCACCACAGCCUGUCACUCCUGUCCCCAGGGCUGUCCCUCCAUGGAACCAGGCUGAGGGUGGUGUGUGUAUCGAAUAUUGAUGAACACUUCUUUGUCUUUCGCUUCGUUGUUCCAGACAAGCCAUUAGGGAUAGCAAAUCGAUUUCAAGACAGCCACCAAUAACCUGGAACUAUUAGUCCCAAAAAUAACGUGUUCCAUUGUAGGAGAGCGAUAUAAUACCAUUUAAGGCGCCAUGACGCUCUUUUACAGCCACAUAACGCAUAACAUAAUUUUAAAGGCAGAUUCGGUGGGUAUAUAGUAAGAAGUUAAGCAUGGGCUAUAUUUUGGUAAUGAGUUGUGUAACAUUUUUUAAUUUUGCGCCCAAAAAUUAUUGUCUGAACGGAAACAGUAUCAAAUUUUUCAGUUCCAUUCAAAUCGCUUUAUAAUUAUUGAUAUUCUGGUUGAUGUGAAUAGGAUUUAACAUGCAUCUGUAAGCCGGCAUGCACCAAAUUAGAUUAAUAUUUGGCUUGGGUCUAGAGGUCUUAACCCGGGCUUGGCAAUGAAGUUAAUUUCAUUCUGCGAUGCAAUAAAUAUAACAG
Messenger RNA from Liolophura sinensis, 4276 nucleotides. Its product is annotated as glucose-6-phosphate exchanger SLC37A2-like. The transcript has 17 exons. Gene Ontology annotation, cellular component: membrane. Gene Ontology annotation, molecular function: transmembrane transporter activity. The coding region runs from base 160 to 1689 and encodes 509 amino acids. Lineage: Eukaryota; Metazoa; Mollusca; Polyplacophora; Chitonida; Chitonidae. The record is from RefSeq and is a predicted model, not a curated record. Gene Ontology annotation, biological process: transmembrane transport.